AUGACGAUUGUAACGUCCGUUGAAGCCGUGAUGUGGUAUUCGAAACCUCGCUCUGGAGCCGCUCGCUCGAUUGAUUUUCCUGCAAUUACUGAAUCCAGCACGAGCAAACUUGGGGCCAUUGCAGGAUUCUCGAGAUAUGAGAAGGGCUUCAGUGCGAUAGCUGGCACAACAGUGCGAUAG
Messenger RNA from Penicillium daleae, 180 nucleotides. RefSeq lists its product as uncharacterized. Lineage: Eukaryota; Fungi; Ascomycota; Eurotiomycetes; Eurotiales; Aspergillaceae. The record is from RefSeq and is a predicted model, not a curated record. The coding region runs from base 1 to 180 and encodes 59 amino acids. The transcript has a single exon.